AUUUUGAUGUCCUAUCCUCGUUUCAUAUCAGCUAUCAAUUAUUUUGUUCCAUUACAAAUUAAGCCAUUUAAUCGAUAUUCCAGAACAAUUCUGAGCGUGUUCCUAACAUUAAAUUUUGACAGCAAUGUGCAGCGACUUUUCUCCCAAUGAUUAUUUACGCUCAUGGCGCUAACAUGGCACAUUCGCUGUCCGUUGUAUCGCUGCUCACUGUGCUAAUGGUUCUUUCCACAUUAAAAACAGAAAACAACGCUCUAAGGAUCCAGCUAGUACCGGUCGGGACGAAAAUUGAGGCAAACUGUUAUGGCAAGCACAUCAACAUCUCGUGCGCAUUUCGUCCACGGCUUUCCCUCGCCAAUCAAACGUUCGAUUGUGAUAUCGAACUAUUCCGUCCAAUAAAAGAGCUCAAGCUAGUAGUGAGCUACUAUACCGUCGCAAUGAACGUUCCAACCGCACUGCUGAAACGAUCGCUGGACGUGUGCUUCUUCAUACGCAAUCCCAAAUCCGAUCGGCUGGUGAACAGUGUGUACAACUACGUGCGAAAACACACCAACAUUCCGCUCAGAUGUCCGUUGGCCGCGGGCAAUUACUAUCUGCGCAAUUUGCGGCUAGGCGAUGUUCCGGUGCCGGCUUUCCUGCCCGAGAGUGAGUUCAUACUGGAGGAAAUCUUUCGCUCGGAGGUGAAGCACGAAACGUUGCUGGAGUUUAAAUUUUAUGGCAAGCUAGUGCGGUUUAUAGAAAAUUAAUAAAUUCGAAUUUUUAUAAUAUUUUGUGAACUAUUUUGUUUAGAAUAGUAGAAAAAAGUUGUUCCAAAUAUUUUGUUAAUCCAAAAUUGAACAAGCAGUUCCCUAAUUAAUUUUCAAUUUAAAAAAAAUGCUAUAAAAAUGAAAAUAUUACUAGCAUGCUAUAAUUACUUAAUUCCAAUCUAUAAAUACUCAUCUUCUCAUGCCCCGUCGUCCCAUUAACAAAUUACGUUGCGUAUCUUGUUGCUGCAUCAGUUAUCAAUAAUCAUGC
Anopheles stephensi (Asian malaria mosquito) is the source of this 1011-nucleotide messenger RNA. RefSeq lists its product as uncharacterized. Lineage: Eukaryota; Metazoa; Arthropoda; Insecta; Diptera; Culicidae. The transcript has 3 exons. The record is from RefSeq and is a predicted model, not a curated record. The coding region runs from base 147 to 743 and encodes 198 amino acids.